This is a messenger RNA of Sciurus carolinensis (gray squirrel), 5980 nucleotides long. It is a transcript of the gene Fcsk, whose product is annotated as fucose kinase. Gene Ontology annotation, molecular function: fucokinase activity; ATP binding. The transcript has 30 exons. Gene Ontology annotation, biological process: GDP-L-fucose salvage. The coding region runs from base 154 to 3393 and encodes 1079 amino acids. NCBI's taxonomy places the organism in Eukaryota, Metazoa, Chordata, Mammalia, Rodentia, Sciuridae. The record is from RefSeq and is a predicted model, not a curated record.
CAGCGCCGCGUCUCGAGCGGCGGGAGCCUGCCCGGGCGGCGCGGGACGGAACUGCAUUUCCCAGGGUGCCCCGCGAGGCGACGCCAGCCCCGCGAGAAAGAGCUGGCUCCGCGAGCGCCAGGCGGUCGCAGGAAGUUCUUCCACUUGGCCAGAAUGGAGCAGCCAAUGGGGGUUGAUUGGACAGUCAUCAUCCUGACAUGCCAGUAUAAGGACAGCGUGCAGGUCUUUCAGAGAGAGCUGGAGGUGCGACAGAAGCGGGAGCAGAUCCCCACUGGGACACUGUUACUGGCUGUGGAGGACCCUGAGACACGUGUGGGCAGCGGAGGAGCUACCCUUAAUGCGCUGCUGGUGGCUGCUGAGCACCUGAGUGCCCGUGCAGGCUUCACUGUGGUCACAUCUGAUGUCCUUCAUUCAUCUUGGAUCCUCAUCCUGCACAUGGGUCGAGACUUUCCCUUUGAUGACUGUGGCCGGGCCUUCACCUGCCUCCCUGUGGAGAACCCCCAGGCCCCUGUGGAGGCCUUGGUCUGCAACCUGGACUGCUUGCUGGACAUCAUGACCCAUCGGCUGGGCCCAGGCUGUCCCCCAGGUGUGUGGGUCUGCAGCACUGACAUGUUGCUGUCUAUUCCUCCAAACCCUGGGAUCAGCUGGGAUGGUUUUCGGGGAGCCAGAGUGAUUGCCCUUCCUGGAAGCCCAGCCUAUGCUCUGAAUCAUGGUGUUUACUUCACUGACUCCCAGGGCUUUGUUUUGGACAUUUACUACCAAGGCACUGAUGCAGACAUACGGCGGUGUAUCCAGCCUGAUGGGCAUGUGCCACUGGUUUCUGGGGUUGUCUUCUUCUCUGUGGAGACUGCUGAACACCUUCUGGCCACCCAUGUGAGCCCACCUCUAGAUGCCUGCACCUAUAUGGGCUUGGACUCUGGAGCCCGGCCUGUUCAGCUGUCCCUGUUUUUUGACAUCCUGUUCUGCAUGGCUCGGAACGUGAAGAGGGAGGACUUCCUGACUGGGAGGUCUCCAGAAAUGGGGCAAGGUGAUAUGAAGGUAGUAGCUUACCUGCAGGGCGCCCGGGCUCAGCUAUGGAGGGAGCUUCGCGACCAGCCUCUCACCAUGGUGUAUAUCCCUGACGGCAGUUAUAGCUACAUGACCUCCUCAGCCAGUGAGUUCCUGCACAUAUUCACACUGCCUGGUGUCUCUGGGCCCCAGAUCAUCCACUCCCAGGUAGAGGAACUGCAGCUCCUGGGGGCCAGGAGCUCUGUGGUCAGCUGCCUGCUGGAGGGCCCCGUCCACCUGGGGCCUGGGAGUGUCCUGCAGCACUGCCACCUGCGGGGCCCUAUUCACAUUGGCACUGGCUGCUUUGUGAGUGGCUUGGACAUAGGGCAGUCCAAGGCAUUGCAUGGCCUGGAGCUGUGUGACCUUGUCCUGCAGGGACACCAUGUGCGGCUCCCUGGCUCUCUGGGCCGUACUUUCACCCUGAUUGGCCGCCUGGACAGCUGGGAAAGACAGGGGAAAGGCACAUACCUCAACAUGUCCUGGAAUGAAUUCUUCAACAAGACAGGCAUUCGAGACUGGGACCUGUGGGACCCAGACACGCCCCCUGCAGAGCGUUGUCUUCUCAGUGCCCGCCUUUUUCCUGUGCUCCAUCCUUUGAGGGCCCUGGGGCCCCGGGACAUGCUAUGGAUGCUGGACCCCCCAGAGGAUGGGGGUGAGGCCCUGAGGGCCUGGCGAGCCUCCUGGCGCCUGUCCUGGGAGCAGUUACAGCCGCACCUGGACCGGGCUGCCACACUGGCCUCCCGCCGGGACCUGUUCUUCCGCCAGGCUCUGUAUAAGGCGCAGCAUGUGCUAGAGACCCGGCAGGACCUCAGCCUGUGCCCGCUGAUCCGGGCCACUGUCCACGAGGGCUGCCCUGGGCUCCUGCUGGCUACACUGGACCAGGUUGCAGCUAGGGCGGGAGACCCUGGUGUGGCAGCACGUGCUCUGGCCUGUGUGGCAGAUGUACUGGGCUGCAUGGCAGAGGGCCAGGGAGGCUUACGGAGUGGGCCAGCUGCGAACCCUGAGUGGAUGCGGCCCUUCUCAUACCUGGAGUGUGGAGACCUUGCAGGGGGUGUGGAGGCACUUGCCCAGGAGAGGGACAAAUGGCUGAGCAGGCCAGCCUUAUUGGUGCGAGCUGCCCGCCACUAUGAGGGGGCUGGGCAGAUCCUGAUCCGCCAGGCUGUGAUGACAGCCCAGCACUUUGUCUCCACGGAGCCAGUGGAGCUGCCAGCACCUGGGCAGUGGGUAAUAGCUGAGUGUCCAGCCCGGGUGGAUUUCUCUGGGGGCUGGAGUGACACGCCACCUCUUGCCUAUGAGCAUGGUGGGGCAGUGCUGGGCCUGGCUGUGCGAGUAGAUGGCCGCCGGCCUAUUGGGGCCAGGGCACGUCGCAUCCUGGAACCAGAGUUGUGGCUGGCCGUGGGGCCUCGGCAGGAUCAGAUGGCUGUGAAGAUAGUGUGCCGGAGCCUGGAUGACCUGCAGGAUUACUGCCAACCCCAUGCCCCAGGGGCCCUGCUGAAGGCAGCCUUUAUUUGUGCGGGGAUUGUGCACAUCCGCUCUGAGAGUCCACUGCAUGAACAACUGCUGCAUACAUUUGGGGGUGGCUUUGAGCUGCACACCUGGUCUGAGCUACCCCAUGGUUCUGGCCUUGGUACCAGCAGCAUCCUGGCAGGUGCUGCCCUGGCUGCCUUGCAGAGGGCUGCAGGCCGGGUGGUGGGCACAGAAGCUCUGAUACAUGCAGUACUACACCUGGAGCAGGUGCUCACCACAGGAGGUGGCUGGCAGGACCAGGUGGGUGGCCUAAUGCCUGGCAUCAAGGUGGGGCACUCCCGGGCCCAGCUGCCACUGAAGGUAGAGGUUGAAGAGAUCACUGUGCCCGAGGGCUUUGUCCAGAAGCUCAAUGACCAUCUGCUCCUGGUGUACACUGGCAAAACCCGCCUGGCACGGAAUCUGUUGCAGGAUGUGCUGAGGAGCUGGUAUGCCCGGCUACCUGUUGUGGUACAGAAUGCCCACAGUCUGGUGCAGCAGACCAAGGAGUGUGCUGAAGCCUUCCGCCAAGGAAGCCUGCCUCUGCUGGGCCAAUACCUGACCUCAUACUGGGAACAGAAAAAGGUCAUGGCUCCCGGCUGUGAGCCCCUGGCCGUGCGGCGAAUGAUGGACAUCCUGGCCCCCCAUGUCCAUGGCCAAAGCCUGGCAGGGGCAGGUGGUGGGGGCUUUCUCUAUCUGUUGACGAAGGAGCCACGGCAAAAGGAGGCUUUGGAGGCUGUGCUGGCCAAGACUGAGGGCCUUGGCAAAUACAGCGUCCAUCUGGUGGAAGUGGACACUCAGGGCCUGAGUCUGCAACUUCUAAGGAGUGAGGUCUCCUCCUGAUGCCUUUCCAUGAAGCUGAGCCCUCUGAAGCAGGCAACACCUGGAACUGCCUUUCCCUUCCCUCUUUCCCAUGUGGGUCUACUAUGCCCCCACUUACUUCUUUGCAUCUGCUCCCAAAGGAAGCAAGACUUGGGCAAGUGAGGCAGUGCUCUGGGACAUGACUGUAGAUCCUGGUUGACAGUAGCUGAGGCUUGGCUUCUGCUCCAUCUGGACUCAGGAAGUUUCUAAGCUGUGUCCUAUAUGGCCUUUACAAAUCUCAUGUUCCAGUGUAGGCCUUGGCCUUCUCUCCACUAGGACCCUGGAGGAAGGGGAUAACAACCAACCAUACCAAGUAGCUGGGGAAUCCUUUGGCCUGUAGAUGCCCUUUGAGACAUUUCCUGUAACCUGUCUUUUAAGAGUUGUAGACAUGCUUAUCCCUAAUUUCUCAGCUCUCCUGGGGGUGUGGGUUGUGAGGGUGGCUGUUCUGUGGGGUCCUGCAGCAAUUUCCUAUCCACCCAGGCCUUAACCAGCAACACUACAGACAGUGCCAAAGGACCCAGUGCCUGUGGGCAAUGGCUUCUCAAGGUGGAUAUCUUGGAAUAAAUUCACUUUGCCCUUCAUGAUUGUCCUCAGAAAGCUCUUUCUUGUUCCUGCUGGGAGCCAUUCCCACUUCUCUUGGCACUAUAGGAAAAUGGCCUUGGUGUGAUUCAGCUUCUGGAGCUGAGGGUCUGAAAUGGGGGUGAGGGUAUAGGAUUGAAUGAGGGCUCCUGUGGUCAUUUGAGUCCUGGAGGUGGCUGAGUAUUGCGUUAAAUGUGGGAGGAGGCUGAGGCUUUAGUCAUUUAACUUCACUUUUCAGUACAACUGUGGUAGACCUGCCCUGCCUCAGAGCAGCCAGCCCUCCCUGGAACCAGCACACUGUGGCAUCUUAGUAGUGUCUUUAUUCUGAUGUUUAUUUGUAAACAUCACAGCCUCUAGUCAAACCUAAUUCCCAAGUCCCCAGAUGAACCCAGGUCCUCCAAGGCUGGCAGGGGCAGCAUGUUUGCUGCAGUGUUUGUGGGUAAGAGAAUGACCACCCACACAGAAGGCUAGCCUAGGCCACAUGCUGCCUGUCUUGGCUCUCCCCACCUCUCUUGGUGGGGAAAAGCUGUUCCCAGAGCACCACCCAGCUAGGUCUGAGGGCCAAGAAUGGACUAAGUCUAGGCCUUGUUUUCUACUAUCCAUAGUUGAAUGGUCCUGAGCUGUCAAGAGUUCCAGAAGCCAGAGGGCCUCAUGUAGCUUCUCAGCUAUGGCUACUGAGGAACCAGUCCUUGAAGUGUGAUGGGCUGGCUGGGCUCACUCUGGCAGCUAUAGGCGCAGCCUUUUGAUGUCCUCACUGCGGAAGUCUAUUCGCAGAGCCAGCACCUGGCGCACUUCAGCAGGGGUGAGGCGCCAUGUCAAUGGGCCAGAGUUGGCACCCCAGUAAUCCAGGAUCUCGGUCACCUGUGGGGAAGAACAAACCACUCAGCAAGUCAUCUUUUCUUGGCUAGGCUGAGAAAGCUCCACAUACCCGCUCCAGAUUGAGGAUUGUGGCCAUCUGGGAGAGCCGGGCAAACUUGUCCCUGAUGGUCCAGGUUGUCACCGUGGUAAGAGUCUUCUUCAGAGUGGAGAUGUUUUCACUGCAGACUUCCACAUUGUUCAGAGUCACCUGGGAGAUGAAGAAGGAAAAAUGUGAGGUCCUGUUCAUUGGGCUUGCUGCCUACUUCAAUGCCAGACUGGCUGACAGUUGCAUUCCAUGAGGCUCAGAGAGGGCUGCUAGAGUUCAGACUCCUGCUAAGAAAAGCCUGCAUCACUGUCAUCAGUCUGCAGAAUUCAAGAAAGGCUCUGUGGCAGAGUUGGUAGCUGUGUUGAACUUGCAAGGCUGAUACGGUUCUGAGAAGAGAUGAGGUCUCUGAGCCUCAGAAGCCAACUCAGAAGCUAGCCAAUGUGAAGGAUGAAGUACAAUGGACUCAUGACAGUGCUGUUACCACUCAGGCCAAGCGGAAUGUGUCAGAGAGGUCUGAUAAUGAGCUUCAGAGUCCUGUGUUCCCAGUGACUCAUCAUGAACUCGCUACUACCCUGUAUAAAUCCUUUCAUCUUCCAUGCUUCUCCUUUUUCAGCUGUCACAAAACUGGCCAAUGAUCCCUUCAUCCCAGUGGAGGGAACAGAAAUGGCACUUAAUUGGCACUUAAGGUUGACAGACAUCUGCUGGGAGCCAAGGAUGUUGUGUUAAAGAUAGGGGUUUAUAGCUUAUACAGAACUGAACUAGAAACAUAAAGAAAAUUAAGAAACAAAUAGGUUCAGGAAUCAACCACUACUAGGACCUUUAUGCCUGAGGAGAAAGGGAGUCAACUGUACCUGAAGUCAGCCUCUAGUUCUGUGGUGGCAAGGUUGAUCAUGGCACAGAGACAGUCGAUGCUGGAACUGGAUAGAGCCCGCCCAAUGCACUUCUUAACAAUGUAGAAGACAUCAUCUACCAUGCUGGAUGUCAACUGACCCUUCUCAUAGGUAUCAAGAGCCACAGCCUACCCCAAAAACAAAACACUCAAAUUUCUCAUCAAGUUGCUCUGGACAAGCCGGAACUGCAAUACAC